AUGUUUGAUCCAUGGUGUAUUGGUGGUAACUGGAAUGCUAUUUUGUGUCAAGCUGAUAGAAAUAUAGCUGGUGGUACCAAAAGAAACGGAAAAAAAUUCAGGCAUUUCUUAAAUUCUCAAAAUUUGCUGGAUAUUCCAAUGGCAGGAGGAAGAUUUACUUGGACAAACUCUCAAUCUUCUCCACUUCUCCUAAGACUGGAUAGAUUUGUCAUGCCAAUGGAAUGGGAGGAUAGAUGUCCAGGCCUUGUCCAAACUAGACUCAAGAGGCCAAUUUCAGAUCAUGCUCCCAUCCUUUUAAGUUGCUAUGGAGGUACUUCUUUCAAAUCUCCCUUUAGAUUUGAGAACUAUUUCUUAUCUCAUCCGGAUUUUUUAAAUAGUUUGAGGAUUUGGUGGAACAAUUUAACUUUUAGUGGCAAGCCAAGUUUUGUUUUGGAAAAAAAACUACAAGGCUUAAAAAAUUUCAUCAAAAAGUGGGGUAGAGAAAAUUUUGGCUCAUUACAGACUGAGCAGGAUAGAUUGGAAAACCUUAUUGAUGUAAUGGACAGUUUAGAAGAAAUUAAUGGGUUACCACAAGAAGAAUUUGCUGAAAGAGAGAAUUUCAGGUAUAGAGCACAUGGCAUUACUUCUUUGGUCAUAAAUGAUACUAUGGGUCAUGAUAAGGAUACUAUUAAUGCUGAGAAUAGCAUCAUGCUGGAGAGACCUUUUACUGAAGAUGAAGUUCGUAAUGUGGUUAAGUGUUUUGGUUUAAAAAAGUCACCAGGUCAUGAUGGGUACACUAUGGAAUUUUUUAAGGCUACUUGGGAUAUCAUUAAACCUGAGCUAAUGAAUAUCUUUAAUGAAUUUCACUGUACUGGUAGGUUAUACUGGAGGUUACACUGUACAAAUAUUAUUCUUCUGCCAAAGUGUGAAGGUGUUGUCUCAAUGCAUAAUUACAGACCCAUUAGUCUUAUAGGUGGCAUCUACAAAAUCAUUUCUAAGUGUCUAGCUGAUAGAAUGAAAAUUGUAAUGCCAAUUAUAAUUUCUAAGUACCAAGGUGCUUUUAUUGAUGAAAGACAGAUUACAGAUGGAAACUUAAUUACCUCUGAAUUGAUAGAUGCAAGAGAAAAAUCUUAUACUCCUGGUUUAGUGGUCAAAGUGGAUUUUCAAAAAGCUUUUGACAAUAUAAAUUGGAAUUGCUUAAAUUACACAAUGUCAAGAAACAUUAAAGGGGUAAGACAAGGUGACCCAUUUUCAACUUUCUUAUUUAUUUUGGUGGUUGAAGUUCUCUCCUUGAUGAUACAAAGAGAUGCAAAUUUGAAUCUCAUUCAAGGAUUCAAACCUUCUGCAAAUGGAGACACUAUACAUCAUUUACAGUAUUCUGAUGAUCUAAUUAUGUUUCUAGAUAACAGUGAGGAGCAUAUUACAAACCUCAAAAACCUUUUAAUUGAUUUUGAAAUAAUCUCUGGAUUGAAAAAAUUUCAGCAAAGAUUGAGCAACUGGCAGAGAAGAUAUCUCUCAAAGGGUGGUAGACUGAUGCUUAUAAAGCAUGUGCUCUGCAAUUUACCAAUUUACUAUAUGUCUCUCUUUCAAAUUCCUUCUUCCGUGGAAAAACAAUUAGACAAUAUUAUGAGAUGCUUUCUUUGGGGUGCUGACAAGAAAAUGGGUUGGGUGGGUUGGAACAAGGUAAAUCUAUCUAAACAAAGAGGUGGAGUUGGAGUAAAAAGGCUGAGACUCAUAGAUAGGGAUUUACAUGCUAAGUGGAUUUGGAGGUAUAAUACAGAGAGGAAGGCCUUCCGAAGAUCUAUUAUAAACCAAAAAUUUGGUGGCUCUAAAGAUGCUCUUUUACCAAAUGAUUCUAAAACUUCUGUGGAAACUUCUGUGGGUAAGAGUUUUUGGCAUGGUAUCUCAUCAUCGCACAUUUAA
Papaver somniferum (opium poppy) is the source of this 1902-nucleotide messenger RNA. RefSeq lists its product as uncharacterized. The transcript is spliced from 5 exons. Bases 1 to 1902 code for a protein of 633 amino acids. The record is from RefSeq and is a predicted model, not a curated record. Lineage: Eukaryota; Viridiplantae; Streptophyta; Magnoliopsida; Ranunculales; Papaveraceae.